Molecule: messenger RNA, 971 nt
Organism: Syzygium oleosum
Lineage: Eukaryota; Viridiplantae; Streptophyta; Magnoliopsida; Myrtales; Myrtaceae
Product: putative receptor-like protein kinase At5g39000
Exons: 1
Coding region: 252-830 (192 amino acids)
Molecular function (GO): protein kinase activity
Source: RefSeq, a predicted model, not a curated record
AUUAUAGUAGAAUAUUGUGAAAAGAUUUACCACUACGUUGAUAAAAUUGAAAUCUUCAAAACUAUAUUGAAAUAUGUACAAUUGGUAUAGGGCUAAUUAGUAAUUUUCCCUCUAAUCUUGUCUAGUCUUCCCUUCCCUCACCCCUUCCUAAUUCCCAAUGAUUAAAACUGGUUCAUCUUCAAGAUUCUACCAUCCUCGUCAACUUCCAUUGAUCGAUUCAGCUACGACCCUCCCAGUCGUUAAACGGCGAGAUGAAGAACAUGAAACCACUUCUCUUAUUCCUCUUCAUCUCCAUCUCGCUCGAAGCACUCGCGGUCUCGGCCACCGGCAACAACAUUGACGCAUACUCGCCGACUAAUGAUAUCGCUGUCAAUUGCGGCUCCCCCAGCAACUCAUCUGUGUCCGACCGGACUUGGAUCGGAGAUGCCGCUGACGGUUCGAGCUACUCUCCAAGUGAUGAAACUCGCUCCUCUAUCAUUGCAAGUGCAAACCGUUCAUCUCCCUCCUUCCACAGCGGCAUACCAUACGACACUGCUCGUCUCUCCCGCUCUGAAUUCGCCUACGCUUCUUCCCUUUCGACUUAUCUCAACUUCCGCCGUGCCGAUUCGUUCUUCUCGGUCAAGGCCGCCGGCCACACUCUGCUCCGCAACUUCAGCGCUUCCCUCUUUUCCAAUUAUAACGGCUCCAUGAGCUUCCACAAAGAGUUCUGCUUAACUGUCGGACGUCCAUUUUCUAGUGGAUCGGACGUCCGACCUCUUGUGAAAACUGGCAACCGGCUGCAACUGGAUCAUUCGACGGUCUGGGCCCUUCCAUCUCAAUCUAACGGCUGACAUUUGUGAGGAUACGGCACUAGAUUAAAACCUUAGAAGUCUCCGGCUAAGCAUUGGUGGAUUAAACCGGUGUAGGAUACACCAAAUGUACCUCAACCGCAGCUUGUUUCGAUAGACUCAGAGGUGGGGAAAAUUAUCAAA